CACUGCUCCGCCGGGUCGGGCGGCAGCACUGGGCAUGCUCAGUAGCCGGGGCAGGUUUGUCGGUCGCAAGUAGGAAGCUUUUUGCACUACACCGGAGACCGGGAGCCACGGAUCCCGCCGCACAGCCCGCACCGCCGCCGCGCCCGCCCCAGCCCGUCCGUCCCCUGGCGGGCGCGAUGAACCCGCGCCUGAGCCUCAGCCGGCCCGCUGGGCACUGAGCGCGGGCGCCCAGGGCGCGUUGCGCAGCUGCUCCUGCGCACAACCCCGCUGCCGCCGGCCCGCACCGGCCGCCCGGAGCGAGAGGCUGGUCCGUGCACUGCGCCCGGCGCCGGCCGCGGAGCAGGAAGCGCAGGCCACGCAGGGACCCAACUGGAACAAAGUGUCUACCGCCGGGUGCCGCGCCCCGACCCCGCCGCGCCCCUGCGCCGCCCACCAUGGCCUCCGAGGAGCUGUACGAGCAAAAUAAUGCGGUUCCUGCAACAGUCUCAGAUCCCGAUCAAGUGUCCCCUGCAGUUCAAGACGCGGAGACUCAGGUGGAAAGUAUUGUUGACAAAAGAAAGAACAAGAAAGGGAAGACAGAGUACCUGGUGCGAUGGAAAGGCUAUGACAGUGAGGAUGACACAUGGGAGCCGGAGCAGCACCUGGUAAACUGUGAGGAAUACAUCCAUGACUUCAACCGGCGCCACAACGAGAGGCAAAAGGAAGGUACCCUGGCUCGUGCCAACAGAGCCUCCCCCAGCAACGCCCGGAAGCAGAUCUCCAGGUCCACCCACAGCGCCCUCUCCAAGACCAACCCCAAAGCACUUGUGGUAGGCAAAGAUCAUGAGUCCAAAACCAACCAGCUGUUGGCUACCAGCCAGAAGUUCAGGAAAAACACAGCUCCAUCUCUUGCAAACCGCAAGAACAUGGACCUCGCCAAGUCAGGGAUCAAAAUUCUCGUGCCUAAGAGCCCCAUUAAGGGCAGGACCUCGAUUGACGGCUUCCACGGGGAGAGCCCUGAGAAGCUGGAUCAGGGUGCCGAGGACACUGUAACCCCAGAGGUGACUGCAGAGAAGCCCACUGGGGCUUUGCUGGGCCCUGGUGCAGAACGAGCCAGGAUGGGGAGCAGGCCCCGAAUACAUUCACUAGUGCCUCAGGUUUCUGGCCCCGUGACUGCUGCCAUGGCCACGACCUUAGCUGUUAAUGGAAAAGGUUCCCUUUGUUCUUCAAAGGAGUCAUGUGAAGUAUCGUGUCCUUUCUCACUGCUGAGGCUGUUCUACAGUUGUGUGUCACAAGGUACAUCUCCAUUCAUGGAUGCGCUAACAGCCAACGGAACAGUCACCAUACAAACAUCUGUAACAGGAGUGACAGCCGGGAAAAGGAAAUUUAUUGACGACAGAAGAGACCAACCUUUUGACAAGCGGUUGCGUUUCAGUGUGAGGCAGACAGAGAGUGCCUACAGAUACAGAGAUAUUGUCGUCAGGAAGCAAGAUGGCUUCACCCACAUCUUGUUAUCCACAAAAUCAUCAGAGAAUAACUCACUAAACCCAGAGGUGAUGAAGGAAGUGCAGAGCGCCCUGAGCACAGCCGCGGCCGACGACAGCAAGCUGGUGCUGCUCAGCGCUGUGGGCAGCGUCUUCUGUUGUGGUCUGGACUUUAUUUAUUUUAUACGACGCCUCACAGAUGACCGAAAGAGAGAAAGCACUAAAAUGGCAGAAGCUAUCAGAAACUUCGUGAAUACUUUCAUUCAGUUUAAGAAGCCUAUUAUUGUAGCUGUUAAUGGCCCAGCCAUUGGACUAGGAGCAUCCAUAUUGCCUCUUUGUGAUGUGGUUUGGGCUAACGAAAAGGCUUGGUUUCAAACACCCUAUACCACCUUCGGACAGAGUCCAGAUGGCUGCUCUACCGUUAUGUUCCCCAAGAUUAUGGGAGGAGCGUCUGCAAAUGAGAUGCUACUCAGUGGGAGGAAGUUGACGGCACAGGAGGCGUGCGGCAAGGGCCUGGUCUCCCAGGUGUUUUGGCCAGGAACCUUCACGCAGGAAGUCAUGGUUCGAAUCAAGGAGCUGGCCUCAUGUAACCCAAUUGUCCUGGAGGAAUCCAAAGCCCUGGUGCGCUGCAAUAUGAAGAUGGAGUUGGAGCAGGCCAAUGAGAGAGAGUGUGACGCACUGAAGAAGAUCUGGGGCUCGGCCCAGGGCAUGGACUCCAUGUUAAAGUACUUACAGAGGAAAAUCGAUGAGUUCUGAUUGGCAGGCUGAGCAGGACACCAGCGACUCCCACUUGCUACGGUCGUUCUUAACAGUAGCUUGUGUUUGGAGGCAGACCUGGGAACAUCCAGGCUAUUUAUUGCCGACGCGUUUUUAAGUACUGUAACUUUAAAAUAACUACAAGGCU
Rattus norvegicus (Norway rat) is the source of this 2367-nucleotide messenger RNA. It is a transcript of the gene Cdyl, whose product is annotated as chromodomain Y-like. Lineage: Eukaryota; Metazoa; Chordata; Mammalia; Rodentia; Muridae. Gene Ontology annotation, biological process: spermatogenesis; negative regulation of DNA-templated transcription. Gene Ontology annotation, cellular component: nucleus; chromosome. Gene Ontology annotation, molecular function: (2E)-butenoyl-CoA hydratase activity. The record is from RefSeq and is a predicted model, not a curated record.